GUGCAGAAUCAAGAGAACGCGUGAUAUUUUAACAUGUCUUUAAUUCCACGAUUUUUCGACGAACGUCCUUUCAGGAUGAUGGAACGUGAUCUGCUUUCCCCAAACUUUUACUUACCAAACUUUAACCAGAUGGUACCGCGAGAACUAUUCCAGCCCUGGUCAGCUAGGCCAUGGGAAGACAUGUGGAGACAGAUGGAGCAGCUCUCAUCUACAAUGAACCAGUUAGCUCUGGAAGGAACGAAGAUUUCAUCGGAUGGUGAAAAAUUCCAAGUGAACGUCGAUGUGCAGCAUUUCGCCCCGGAUGAAAUAAACGUUAAAGUUGGUGAUGGAUUUGUGACUGUUGAAGGAAAACACGAGGAAAAGCGUGAUGAGCAUGGAUAUAUUUCUCGCCAGUUUGUCAGACGGUACGCGCUGCCGCAAGGCUGUCUACCAGAUACAGUGGUAUCCAAACUUUCUUCUGAUGGCGUGUUAACCGUCACAGCUCCAAAAGUACUUCCAUUACCAUCAUCCGGCGAAAGGAUCGUCCCUAUAACCCACACUGGUCCUAUUAGAAGACAAAUAGGAUCAUCCGAGUCGGAACAACCAAAAGUCGAGGAGGCAAAAUGAAGUGUGUCAUAAAUAUUAUUUAUUUAAAGACUGAAUGUGCGCCU
This is a messenger RNA of Zerene cesonia (dogface butterfly), 650 nucleotides long. RefSeq names its product protein lethal(2)essential for life-like. The transcript has a single exon. The record is from RefSeq and is a predicted model, not a curated record. The coding region runs from base 34 to 606 and encodes 190 amino acids. Gene Ontology annotation, molecular function: protein folding chaperone. Gene Ontology annotation, biological process: protein refolding; response to heat. NCBI's taxonomy places the organism in Eukaryota, Metazoa, Arthropoda, Insecta, Lepidoptera, Pieridae.